UGAACACGCCGAAAAGAGCCGAACCCGAAUGCGUGUGACCCACCGAGAGGAGCCGAGCCCGAGGCCGACUGACGAUUGACAGGGGCCUCGGAUCAGCUGUUUCGUUGUCUCGGCUCGGAUGUCGGUGCCCGGUUGAAAAGGGGGAGGAGGAUGAGCGGUGCCGGGGCCUCGGGUUUGGUUGCCGGGCUUGAUCAGUUGCUCCGCUGUCAGGAGAGUUACGCGUGUAGCGCUUCGGAGGCGGCCUUUGAGUGUGAUGAGUGCGGUAGUCUACAGUGUGCGGUGUGUGAGCGAGAGUUGCACAGCCAGCCCCGACUCAGGGAUCAUGAAAGGAGCCGCCUGAAACCCGGACACCUCCCGUAUUGUGACCAGUGCAACAGCAACAAACCGAGCGGGGGCCGGCGCCGGGCCUGCUGUCGCUGCCUGGCCUGCAAGGUCAACGUGUGCGCCGAGUGCCACCGCCGGGGCCACUCGAACCGCCGCAAGCAUCCGGUCAAUAACUACCCGCAGCCAGAGGUCGAGGCCGGACUCGGGGAGGACCAGAAAGAGCACCGAGAACUCGAUAGGCUGAGGAGCCAAACUGCCAGUAGCUUCCUCCUGGUGGAUGAGCAGGAACAGAUCCAGGUGGCAGAUGAAGAGGAAUUCAUUCAGAAACUUGGCUGCAAAACAGAUGAAAACCUCAAAGUAGUUUCAAUCUUUGGCAACACGGGUGAUGGCAAAUCUCAUACCCUUAAUCAUACCUUUUUCUAUGGGCAUGAAGUUUUCAAGACCUCCCCUGCUCAGGAAUCCUGCACAGUCGGUGUGUGGGCAGCGUAUGAUCCUGUUCGUCGUAUUGUUGUCAUUGAUACUGAAGGCUUACUGGGAGCAACUGCCAACCUUGGUCAAAGAACAAGAUUGCUACUCAAAGUACUUGCUAUAUCUGAUAUAAUUAUUUACAGAACUCGUGCAGACAGAUUACACAAUGACCUCUUUAAGUUUCUCAGUGACGCAUCUGAAGCUUACCUUAAACAUUUUACAAAGGAGUUGAAAGCUACCACUGCAAGAUGUGGAUUGGAUGUUCCAUUAUCUACCCUGGGGCCAUCAGUCGUAAUCUUCCAUGAGACAGUGCAUACUAAAUUAUUGGGAUCUGGUAAGCUGUACAAAAAUCUUUUGUUGUUGUUCAAUCUGGAUAUUCUACAACCGGAUCUUGACUUUUAUUUCAUUUCCUGUUAUGAGCAUGGAAAAGAAGUGAUUGUAGUGCCAAAAACAUCUGCUUCCACAGACUCGCCAUGGUUGGGUCUUGCCAUAUAUGCAUGGUCAGGGUAUGUAAUUGAGUGCCCAAAUUGUGGCAUCAUUUAUCGUAGUCGGCAAUACUGGUUUGGCAACCAGGAUCCAGUGGACACUGUGGUGCGAACAGAAAUUGAACAUGUUUGGCUUGGAAGUGAUGGAUUUCUAAAGGACAAUAACAAUGCUGCGCAGCGAUUGCUGGAUGGCAUGAAUUUGAUGGCACAGUCGGUUUCGGAAUUUGGUGCAAAACCAACCAAAGCAGUGACCGCUUGGCUGACAGACCAGAUUGCACCAGCCUACUGGAGACCAAACUCUCAGAUUAUUACUUGUCAUAAAUGCAAUAAACCUUUUGAAGAUCAGGAAACAAAGCAUCACUGCAGAGCUUGUGGCGAAGGAUUUUGUGAUGGUUGCUCGUCAAAAUCUAAGCCCGUUCCAGAACGUGGUUGGGGUUCAGCUCCAGUCAGAGUUUGUGAUGGAUGCUAUGAAGCUGCAGUAAUCAGAACUGAUGUCGUAGACCAAGGUGGUGAUGAAAGUGGUACAAUUAUCGCACGGAAAGUUGGUGAAGCUGUGCAGAACACCUUUGGAGCGGUGGCCACAGCAAUCGAUUUUCCAUUGGGUCUUGUGAAAGAUGCAGCCAGACCAUCCUACUGGGUGCCUGACCACGAGAUCACUGAUUGUUGUUAUUGUCGGAAAGAGUUUACAGCAAAGAUGUCCAAGCAUCACUGCCGAGCCUGUGGGCAGGGUUUUUGCAAUGAGUGCUCUCAGGAUCGGCGGACAGUCACUUCACGUGGAUGGGACCAUCCGGUGCGAGUCUGUAUAAACUGUAAUAAAAAGCCAGGUGACCUCUGAUUGGCACACUUGGAAAUAACAAUGCUGAUCUAACACCAAAUUUUAACCCAAAUUAUUCAUUUCUUAAUUAUCACAUAUGCAUGACAUUUCAAAAAUAGAAUAGAAUUGUUAAAAUAGUUCUUAACCCUACGAUUUCAUGAACUUGACAAGAGGUAUAUUUUUUAAAGGUUCUGGAUAAUAACCAGACUUCAAUAGAAACUUGGUCAUAUCAUUGUAGAAAGUUGUUUUCUUAUUCAACUCGCUGUUCAUGUUUGUGAUAUUCCUCAUGGACACUCAUCAGAACUGACCUUUCUGUAAAUCCUGUAUUUGUAUGGAGUGAGUUGCCAAGUCUACUUAUAAUUAUAUACGUUGCAAGAAGUGACGUCUGCUUAAGUGGAUGAUACCUUCAAGUUUUAUUAUGUGUAACAGCACUCUAGCUUUCUCAGUGCAGAUAUUUCUCCUAUAACACGAUAGUUGCAUUCUUGUGCAAACUCGCGCUAUAGAAAAUUGCAUUAUAAGGAAAUUGUUAUAAUUGUACAGUAGAAAGUUGGCAUUAUUCAAAUGCAUUACAGCCAAUUUGCGUUAAUGAAACACGUUAUGACAGAAAUACCUGUAAUACUAUUGUUGAGGCAGUCACAAGUAGCCCCACUGUGCUGCCAAGGCCCCAGGGUAUCAAUAGAAGUCUGCAGUAAUGCAGGCUUCUCCCCCUCUGUUGUAGUCUUUAAAAUGUACUGAGGAACAAGUUCCUAAUGUACCUUGACACCUUUCUGAAAAGUUUAUUUAUAUAAAAACAUAUGUUUUUUUGUUAGUGCUGCACUGGUAUCCAAAAUACUUAUUGAUAAAUGGUAUCAACAUGUUCAUGGAAAAUAUUACAAAUUUAUGGUUUGUGAAUGAUUUAUGUAAAUAAAUAGAUGGAUGUCCUUUACAUUG
Messenger RNA from Rhincodon typus (whale shark), 3021 nucleotides. It is a transcript of the gene zfyve1, whose product is annotated as zinc finger, FYVE domain containing 1. NCBI's taxonomy places the organism in Eukaryota, Metazoa, Chordata, Chondrichthyes, Orectolobiformes, Rhincodontidae. Gene Ontology annotation, molecular function: zinc ion binding. The transcript has 8 exons. Bases 151 to 2112 code for a protein of 653 amino acids. The record is from RefSeq and is a predicted model, not a curated record.